UAGACACCAACGGGGAGGGGGGCGCAGGAGAAGGCGUGACUGAUGGGGGUGGAGGUUUAAUGCCCAUCUUUUCUCUUAGUGCUGUUCCGAAGGGAUGGACUUACUUUUAAGAAGAAGGAGCGCCAACUGGAGUUAGAAAGGGGGCUUGUCCUGGGACGGACAAAGCUUUGUCAAGCCUGGUGUUGGGGCUCUGACCUAUUGAUACCAUGGCUACAAGUGCUGUUCCAAGUGAAAACCUUCCUACAUACAAGUUGGUGGUGGUUGGAGAUGGAGGCGUGGGGAAGAGUGCCCUCACCAUUCAAUUUUUCCAGAAGAUCUUUGUGCCAGACUAUGAUCCAACCAUUGAAGAUUCUUAUCUGAAGCACACAGAAAUAGAUGGGCAGUGGGCCAUUUUGGAUGUCCUGGACACUGCAGGCCAGGAAGAAUUCAGCGCAAUGAGGGAGCAGUAUAUGAGGACAGGAGAUGGGUUCCUUAUAGUUUAUUCAGUCACAGACAAAGCCAGCUUUGAGCAUGUGGACAGGUUCCACCAACUCAUCCUCCGAGUCAAAGACAGAGAAUCUUUUCCAAUGAUCCUGGUGGCCAACAAAGUUGAUCUAAUGCAUUUGCGAAAAAUCGCCCGGGAGCAAGGAAAGGAAAUGGCAGCAAAGCAUAAUAUUCCAUAUAUAGAAACCAGUGCUAAGGACCCCCCGUUGAAUGUUGACAAAGCCUUCCAUGAUCUUGUUCGAGUAAUCAGGCAACAAGUCCCAGAGAAGAGCCAGAAGAAAAAGAAAAAGACCAAGUGGCGAGGGGACAGAGCAACCAGUUCCCACAAACUGCAGUGUGUGAUUUUGUGACUGUCUCUUCAGUGUUUCUCUCUUCCCAUUUCUACUUGAACCUAAUUUGAAACUAAAAGAAGAAAUCAACCCUUGAAGCGCUGUACCACCUAACUGCAAUAUAAUGUUUCAAGAACGGCAACCCUUGCACUGAAGGACUCAACAGGGAUCAGAGCCUCAAAGGCAUUUUUGAAGCUCAGCCAAGAGACUGCUUGGCAAAGGUGCUUUUUAAAAAGCACCCAAAAAGUAGGAGGCAAACUACUAGAACUGAAGUAUCUCUCUUUAUUUCAUAAUGGAGGCACAAAGUUCUGGUUAUACUUGCACACAUUUCUGGGUAUGGUCCAUUUCUGUACAGUCAUUAAUGAUUCCAUUUUGUACAGUUGGUGGGGGCUAGUGACGGUCAGAACUUCCUUGCUCAGCAAGCGUGGAGCGAGAAAGAAAUAGAAUGGAUUUGUGUUUUCUUGCACUGUACACUCCCAGAAAUACUCGGCAAUGCAGCCAAACUACAACUUCAUAUGAAAUUGCAAGAUUUGAAGGAAGAAAAUGAAUUCCAGCUGCUCUGAAGAAUGCCAGACAUUGUGUCAGAUCCUGGAGAGUAGCCAGCUCUCAGUCUGUAAAACGCCAGCAAAGAGGAUGGAGGGAUCUGGUUGGUUUAUUUGUUGUCCUUGUCCUUGUUGUUAAUCCCAAUUUGUGUGUGUGUGUUUUUGUUAGCAUGUCAAGGCUGCAAUGAAGUAAGAAUGGAGAGAGGCAGCCAUUUUGCUAAUCCUGAAAAUAUUUAAAUGAAAACAUUAUUUACAAAAUAAAGAAUAAGAGCAUUUUUUUAGAGGGAAA
Messenger RNA from Rhineura floridana, 1643 nucleotides. RefSeq names its product muscle RAS oncogene homolog (gene MRAS). NCBI's taxonomy places the organism in Eukaryota, Metazoa, Chordata, Lepidosauria, Squamata, Rhineuridae. Gene Ontology annotation, molecular function: GTP binding; GTPase activity; GDP binding. The transcript has 6 exons. Bases 207 to 833 code for a protein of 208 amino acids. Gene Ontology annotation, cellular component: plasma membrane. Gene Ontology annotation, biological process: signal transduction. The record is from RefSeq and is a predicted model, not a curated record.